CUAUUCCUCCCACUGACAUCAAUGAUGGGGCACGAUUUGUUGCUCUGACACCAAUGAUGGGGCACGAUUCCUCCCACUGACACCAAUGAUGGGGCGCUAUUCCUCUCACGGACACCAAUGAUGAGAUGCUAUUCCUCCCACUGACACCAAUGAUGGGGCACGAUUCCUCGCUCUGACACCAAUGAUGGGGCACUAUUCCUCCCACUGACACUAAUGAUGGGACACUAUUCCUCACACACUGACACUAAUGGUGGGGCACCAUCCCCAUCAUUGGUGUCAGAGCAAGGAAUCGUGCCCCAUCAUUGGUGUCAGAGUGAAGAAUCGUGCCCCAUCAUUGGUGUCAGAGUGAAGAAUCAUGCCCCAUCA
Molecule: messenger RNA, 366 nt
Organism: Staurois parvus
Lineage: Eukaryota; Metazoa; Chordata; Amphibia; Anura; Ranidae
Source: the annotation of a GenBank genome assembly